AUGUCAUCUACGUCAGAAGUUCAAGAAAAGCUCGUCGGGGGAUGGUCCCUCGUCUCGGCCACUGCUGAAAGUUCCAACUCUACCACUAUGAGAUCGAUUCUCUCUCCCUCCUCCACCCCUCUGUGGGGUACCAACCCUAAAGGUAUUCUUCUAUACACCGCGGAUAACUAUAUGUCAGUUCAAGUUGUCGAAUGUGAGAGAGACUCGACCUUUUCCACCAACGAUCCCAGGGGUGGCACGAGGGAUGAAUUGGCGGAAUGCAUGAAGAGGUUCACCGCUUACAGUGGUUCAUUCAACAUUCGUGCAACAGACCAUGGAGAACUCUUGUUAGAGCAUCAUGUUGAGGUUUGCUCUUUUCCGAAUUGGACCGGAAGUGUUCAGCGACGAAUUAUGGAGCUGGACGGCAAUCUUCUACUACUGAGGACGGAGGGGCCGAUCUUGAUUGAGGCAUGUGUCAAUUCUUUAUCUUUUUCGGAUAUGUCGGUAAUUCGUUGA
Molecule: messenger RNA, 495 nt
Organism: Talaromyces proteolyticus
Lineage: Eukaryota; Fungi; Ascomycota; Eurotiomycetes; Eurotiales; Trichocomaceae
Product: Lipocalin-like domain-containing protein
Exons: 1
Coding region: 1-495 (164 amino acids)
Source: RefSeq, a predicted model, not a curated record